AAUCUGGUUUACACGUUUUGUGCCCAGCAGCAGCCGCAGCAGCCUUCUCCGCCCGAAUUGCAAUCCAAGCUGCUUAGGGUGAGGAUCCACCCUACAAUUCAGCUGGCUUGUGAUUUGCAUUAUGUUGAUGUAUACUCUGCCUUUGCUGUAAUCAUUGAUGAAAAGCCACUUGUCUUGCUAAUGAUAUUGUAAUAACUUCAUACUUCAUACUCAACAUAGAUUUUCAAGAUGUAUUCUUCAAUGAAGAAGAUCCAAAAGGACAAGGAUGUUGAACCCACCGAAUUUGAGCAGAGUGUUGCUCAGGCAUUGUUUGAUUUGGAGAACACACACCAAGAGCUCAAGAGUGACUUGAAGGACUUGUACAUCAACUCCGCAAAUCAAAUUGACGUAUCUGGAAACCGAAAGGCUGUUGUGGUUCAUGUUCCAUAUAGGUUGAGAAAACCUUUCCGUAAGAUCCAUACUAAGCUUGUUAGAGAGCUUGAGAAGAAGUUCAGUGGGAAGGAUGUGGUUUUCAUUGCCACCAGACGCAUUGUCAGGCCCCCAAAGAAAGGUUCCGCAGUUCAGAGACCCCGGUCCCGCACCCUUACUUCUGUCCAUGAUGCUAUGCUUGAGGACGUGGUUCACCCUGCAGAGAUUGUUGGCAAGCGUGUUCGAUACAGACUUGAUGGUUCCAAAAUCAUUAAGGUCUACUUGGACCCAAAGGCUCGGAAUGACACCGAGUACAAGCUGGAGACAUUCAGCGGUGUCUACAGGAAGCUUUCCGGUAAAGAUGUUGUGUUUGAGUACCCCAUGACUGAAGCUUGAGCAAUGUUAACUGCUAUAGCUAGCUAGUCUUUGCUUUCGAAUUGGUUUAUGUUUAAAAAUUGCAAAUUUUAGUUAUUUUCGCCUUCUUAAAUUUUGACUUAUCACAGUCUUUUUUUUUUUAAAACAUUAUAUGGGUUAAUUAUCUUCUUUACAUUGCA
Helianthus annuus (common sunflower) is the source of this 962-nucleotide messenger RNA. RefSeq names its product 40S ribosomal protein S7. The transcript has 6 exons. Gene Ontology annotation, molecular function: structural constituent of ribosome. NCBI's taxonomy places the organism in Eukaryota, Viridiplantae, Streptophyta, Magnoliopsida, Asterales, Asteraceae. Gene Ontology annotation, biological process: translation; ribosomal small subunit biogenesis; rRNA processing. Gene Ontology annotation, cellular component: cytosolic small ribosomal subunit; ribosome; small-subunit processome. The record is from RefSeq and is a predicted model, not a curated record. Bases 229 to 804 code for a protein of 191 amino acids.